This is a messenger RNA of Lichtheimia ornata, 1599 nucleotides long. RefSeq lists its product as uncharacterized. Lineage: Eukaryota; Fungi; Mucoromycota; Mucoromycetes; Mucorales; Lichtheimiaceae. Gene Ontology annotation, molecular function: protein binding. The transcript is spliced from 2 exons. The coding region runs from base 1 to 1599 and encodes 532 amino acids. The record is from RefSeq and is a predicted model, not a curated record.
AUGAGCCAGCAACAGCCAGCAACAGCAGACGAUGUGACAUCCGGUCGACCUCGAUUUAUCAAUGUACUGCCCUUUGAUAUCGUAACCAAGAUCUUUUCACGGCUUUCUCAAGAUGACUGUCUGGAAUGUAUGGCAGUGAGUCGAGCAAUGUACCAAGACGUUCCUUGUUAUUCAACCAGUGUUUGGCGUAAACUAUGGCUGGGCAACCAGCAGCUUGUUCACCAUCAACGUCUUGCUCGUUGUCUUGGGCCACAUGUGGAACAAGUGACACUGGCGUCUUGUCGUUGGGAGGAUGAAGCACACGCGUUCUUGCAAAUGCUUGUGGAACGAGACUGUUUGGAUAUCAGUAGUAUAGAGUUUGCUGAUUGUUACAUCAUUCACGUGGAUACAUUAAUGCAAUUACUGUCACCGUUUCGACGACUACGCCGAUUGUCAUUCUUGCAACAUCCCCGACCCCUUGUUCCCGAGCAAUUGAUCCCACAUUGUACCAAUACCAACAUCACUCACUUAACGGUGGAAGUCGACUAUGAUGCAGGAUCAGAACAAGUCACCUAUCCACCACCACCGCAACCAUCAUCAUCAUCAUCCAUGACAUCGCAAAGUGAUACUAGCAACAACAACAUCAUUUAUCUACGCUGGCAAGAUUAUCGAUUAAAAUACUAUCUCUUUGAAGACAUGGUCAUGCCAACUCUACGCCAUUGCCCCAAUCUUCUCUACUUGAGUACAUCCAGUGCUAUCAUUCGUCGACGCGUGGCCUUGGUGGAUAUUCUUGAGUUAUGUCCCAAACUACGCAUGUUUGAAACGACAUCAUGGUGGGAAGGAUACAAGGAUGAUAUUUGUUCAGCUUUAUCUUCGGUUACAGGUGAUGAUGAUGAUGGUGAUGAUAGUAGUGGUGGUGGUCGUCAUCCACUACGCUACCUUUCUCUCGAGGGAAGUUUUGACGACGAUGGCAACCAUGAUGAUCCACAAAGUCAAUCGGCAUUCAGCAAAUGUAUCGAGGAACGUUGUCAGGCACUUCAAUAUGUGAUGCUUGCAUCCGCAUCUACGUUUGCACUAAGAGCAUUAACGCAAUUGGAACGACUUGCAGCAUUACAUUUACGUCUUCCGAUCUCUUGGGAAAACAAUGCCACGCCCAAUGAUCUCGUUCAUCUUUUCACCAAACUUGCUUCCAAUACCAAACUUCAAGUCCUCAAUCUCGAAGCGGCACAACUCACCACUCGACCUGUUUUGAAUGCAGUCGCCGGUUUAAAGAGUCUCCAAUUUCUCAAUAUCCAACCUGCUCCCGAUAUACAAGAAUCCGAUCUCAUCACAUUUGUGUCAAGCUUGACCCAUUUGGAGGCAUUGACAUUGCACAGCGUAGCCAACGUAUCAAAAAACUUGUUUAACGCCAUCGCCAACCUUGGACAAUUAGCAUCAUUAACACUGGAUGAUUGUGAUCGUGUGGAUGUGGAAGGCACAAGGAUACUUGUUGACAGGAAAGCUAGGAUGAAGGAUAGGAAACAAUUUGUACUACAUACAAUGUAUAGUCGUUUCUCAGAAGAUGAUGGAAUUGAGGAUUAUGCCAAAAAUACCCCUGGUAUCCUUUUUAUUUCUUCUUAA